Molecule: messenger RNA, 2256 nt
Organism: Manduca sexta (tobacco hornworm)
Lineage: Eukaryota; Metazoa; Arthropoda; Insecta; Lepidoptera; Sphingidae
Gene: AST-A
Product: allatostatin-A
Exons: 4
Coding region: 133-822 (229 amino acids)
Molecular function (GO): neuropeptide hormone activity
Source: RefSeq, a predicted model, not a curated record
CAGUGCUACGGCUGUGCUCGCCACGUCGCGGCCGGACUCUACGCUCUCUCACGACCGACUCUGCUACGAGCUCUAACUCGCCGUUCGUAGCGCGUCAACUCUUUCUAACUCGACUCUACGCAACAAUACAGGAUGCUGUCCCUACUGGUUCCGUUAUGGGUGGUGGCGUCGGCGCUGUCGGUGCUGUCCGGCGCGCUGGGCGAGCCGGAGCGGUCGGGUCCGGUGGCCGCGCCCGCGCCGCCCGCUGCACUUGAGAAGAGAUCCCCGCACUACGACUUCGGGCUCGGCAAGCGUGCUUACAGCUACGUCUCCGAGUACAAGCGGCUGCCCGUCUACAACUUUGGACUUGGAAAACGGUCCCGUCCGUACUCGUUCGGCCUCGGCAAGCGCUCGGCGGAGGAGGAUCAGCCCGAGGAGGUGUCUGACGCGGAGCACGUCGCGCUCGACGAUCUGUUCGACCAGUAUGACGACGAGACACCAGGAUACGAAGUAAAACGCGCGCGCCCCUACAGCUUCGGUCUCGGCAAACGUUUGGCGGAAGACGAAACCUCGGAGGAGAAGAGAGCUCGCAUGUACGACUUCGGACUCGGGAAGAGACUGCCCAUGUACAACUUCGGCCUGGGGAAGCGAGCCAAGAGCUACAACUUCGGACUCGGCAAGCGCCUCAGCAGCAAAUUCAACUUCGGGCUCGGGAAGCGCGAGCGGGACAUGAACCGGUUCCGCUUCGGGCUGGGCAAGCGGUCGGAGGGCGAGCUCCCCGCCGCGCCCGCCGCCGCACCCGCCGCCGCACCCGCCGACACCGACAACUACUUCGACAUCUAAAUAGUUUAACACAGCAUUGAUUUUAUAUGAGAACAGUUGCGUGGAUGUCAAUCGACUACAGUAUUAAGAUACCCUCUUUGCUAAAAAUAACCUACUUGUAACGUAGUGAUAAGUACGAGAUUCUUCAUGCUGUCUUUGAUCUCUUUCAUGUAAAAAUUAAGCGACUUUGUGAAAAUAUCAGUAAAUUUUCACGAGAUGAAAACAUGUGUCUGGUAUCUUUUAUUUUAUACUGUACUCAAAUUAUUGUAAAUACAAUUUCAUUCCAAUUGAAUAGGCAGACAUCACUGAUUUUAGUUGAAAAAGAUUUAAGGAAUGUUACAUGAAACAUAUUAUUUAAAAUGAAGUUAUGUGAAAUUAAACUAAUUAACAACGUGCCAUAAACCAGUGAUUCCGUAAUCACCAAAUGUUUGUAGUCCACGUAAGUUUUCUCACACGAAAUUAAUUAACUUAAGGUUUCCGACUGCGAAUAAUUUCUAUUAUUAUAAGAUGUUUCUAAUAACAAUUAGUGAUUUUAAUACCUUGUGGUAUAUUCUAAGAAUUGCCCGUUGUGUCCCUAAUGAUUUAUUUGUAAGGUAGGUGUUGUGGGCGUGACGUGGAACGUGCGUGCGACGUGCGUGGGACGCGCGUGUGACGAGCGUGCGACGCGCGGUGAACGUGUGUCGAUUGCGGCGUGUUGUCUUUGUUCUUCAGAUGUUUAGUAGAGAUUAAUUUUGUAAAUUAUUGUUAAACUUGUAGUUACAAUGCAGUUGCAUUGACUAUGUAAUUACAGUAUUAAGGUGGAGUCGCGCGUCUGUAUAGGGGGCGCUGUGUGUGCCAAAUCAUGUCUAAAAGAUUAUUUUAGUCAAAUGACCGCUUAUGAUACACUUUAAUAUCGGUUCUUUGCCGCAGUAGACUAUAGUCUUCACAACUGUUUCACUCCGAUUGAAAUCAUUUCGGAAAUUCGAUUUUUCUCUUUGAUCCCUGUCUAAGAAUUGUUUUCGGAUUCGUGGAAAUAAUCACACUCUGAAUUUCUUUGUCUAUUAGCUGUUUUCCGCAACCUUAAUUUGAAUUAGGAGAAAAUGAACAUUACGCGAUCAAACUCGCGUCUUGGAUCUUUGAACGUUUGAGUGAUGUAAUUUAGUUUAUUUUGUGAGUUUAUUUAACAAUAUAAUCGUAUAACAGAGACGUUUUGUAUACUUUACAAUAUUUUUAGAUUAUAAAACUGUUUUUGAAAGCGGUCUCUUAUGAAAAACAUUGUUAUUUUGCCACAGAUUUCAUAAAAACAAGUUAUAUAAUUAUGUAAAGCAGCCACGAUACUAGCGGCGACUCCACGAGAACUAGUCAUUAAGAUAAAAUAAGUUUGAUUAAGACUUAACUAAUUCGUUGUUUAAAUGUAAUCAUUACAUAUACAAUCAAAGUAAAUUAUAUUAAAUAAAUAAUAGUGAAAUUGCAUCA